This is a messenger RNA of Bubalus bubalis (water buffalo), 1278 nucleotides long. RefSeq names its product cyclin O (gene CCNO). Gene Ontology annotation, cellular component: centrosome; cyclin-dependent protein kinase holoenzyme complex; cytoplasm. Gene Ontology annotation, molecular function: cyclin-dependent protein serine/threonine kinase regulator activity. Gene Ontology annotation, biological process: mitotic cell cycle phase transition; regulation of cyclin-dependent protein serine/threonine kinase activity. The transcript is spliced from 3 exons. The record is from RefSeq and is a predicted model, not a curated record. Lineage: Eukaryota; Metazoa; Chordata; Mammalia; Artiodactyla; Bovidae. The coding region runs from base 200 to 1255 and encodes 351 amino acids.
GGUCUUUAGCCGGGAAAGCGCGGUUUUCGUGGGGCUCUCGGCUCAGCCAGUGAGAGGCUGGGGGUGUGGCCGAGGGAACUCGCAGGCAGAGUACUUACGGGCUGGCGGCGAGUCUGGACUGGUCUCCUCUGCACUCCUGGGCGCGCGGGUCCACCUUCUCCGCAGCCCGGGAGUCAUAGAACGGCCGUCCGACUUCAUCAUGGUGACCCCCGGCCCCACCAGCCCCACCAGCCCCAUGAGUCCCGCCGCCUGGGCUGCGAGGCAGGACGCCCGGAACCUCCGCGCCCCGGUGAAGAAGAGCCGGCGCCCACGCCUACGAAGGAAGCAGCCGCUGCAGCCGCUUAACAUAAGCCCGCUCCCGGGAGACUCUGGCGUUUGCGACCUGUUCGAGUCCCCCAGCUCCGGCUCGGAUGGCACAGAUAGCCCCGCCGCGCGAGGCUGCAGCCCCGUGCCGGGUGCCGCCCAGCAGCUGGCGCAGCUCGAUCUGCAGACCUUCCGCGACUACGGUCAGAGCUGCUACGCCUUCCGCAAGGCGCGGGAAGGCCGCUUCCACCCGCGGGAGUCGCUGGCGCGGCAGCCACAAGUGACGGCGGAGUCCCGCUGUAAGCUGCUCAGCUGGCUAAUCCCUGUGCACCGCCAGUUCGGCCUUUCCUUCGAGUCGCUGUGCCUGACGGUGAACACUCUGGACCGCUUCCUUAGCACCACGCCCGUGGCUGCAGACUGCUUCCAGCUGCUCGGGGUCACUUCUCUGCUCAUCGCUUGCAAACAGGUGGAGGUGCACCCGCCUCGCGUGAAGCAGCUUCUGGCCCUGUGCUGCGGUGCCUUCUCCAGGCAGCAGCUCUGCAACCUCGAAUGCAUCGUGCUGCACAAACUGCAUUUCAGCCUGGGCGCUCCCACCAUCAGCUUCUUCCUGGACCAUUUCACGCACGCGCGCGUGGAGGCCGGGCAGGCCGAGGUCUCCGAAGCCCUGGAAGCGCAAGCCUUGGCGCGCGGGGUGGCGGAGCUGAGCCUGGCUGACUACGCUUUCACCAGCUACACCCCCUCCCUGCUGGCCAUCUGUUGCCUGGCGCUGGCCGACCGCAUGCUGCAGCUUUCUCGCCCCAUGGACUUGCGCCUGGGCGGGCACCCUGAGGCGGCGCUGCAGGACUGCCUGGGCAAGCUGCAGCUUCUGGUAGCCAUAAACGGAACCUCCCUGACUCAUAUGUUGCCCCUCCAGAUCCGAGAGAAGUGCUGCCUUUCCUCGAGCUUGAAAUAAAGUAGACCCUUGGUCUCCUUUGA